Messenger RNA from Actinia tenebrosa (Australian red waratah sea anemone), 1841 nucleotides. Its product is annotated as PR domain zinc finger protein 14-like. The record is from RefSeq and is a predicted model, not a curated record. Gene Ontology annotation, biological process: regulation of gene expression. Gene Ontology annotation, molecular function: protein binding. Gene Ontology annotation, cellular component: nucleus. NCBI's taxonomy places the organism in Eukaryota, Metazoa, Cnidaria, Anthozoa, Actiniaria, Actiniidae.
GAACAAAGUUAGAGACAAGUGGACUGAAGAGAAGUCAAGACUACAAUAGAUAUGAGUAAAGCGGAAGGAAGAAAUAUUCCAACAGCAAAGAUACCAUCGCCUCGUAUUGCAGAACAACCUUACAGAAAGAGCACAUGGAAGUUUACGAGUCAGGAAUUGGUUUCCUCACUCUACGGAUAUUUUACAAUCCAAGAUGAUUCCCUAACUCUAGACAAGGAAGUAGGUUCUCCAGAUGAAAUGCCUUCUCCCAAAUCAAGCGCAGACCUAAUCUUCUCAAAAUUCACUUACGGAGGAAUAUCCGAGACACAGACACCGCUGACCAAACCACCCAGCGCACUGCCAGACGGAUUUCGCUUGGUUACUGUUACCAUGGGAAGGGGAAUCCAUUAUGCUAUUUUUUGCAAUCAGAAAGUGAUUAUGAAGGGAACGCGUUUUGGUCCUUACACAGGUUACCUGGUGAAGCCUGGUGAUUUGAGUGCUGGGGAGGACAACCCGCAUAUGUGGGAGGUGUUCAAGAACAAUCGAUUAAGUUACUACAUCGAUGGCACUACAGAUGACGACAACUGGCUCAAGUUUGUUAACUGCGCGCGUCAGAGUAUAGAACAAAACCUUGCUGUUGUCCAAGAAAAUGAUAAGAUAUAUUAUGAAGCGAGUAGAGAUAUCUUUUGUGGAGAAGAGCUGUUGGUUUGGUAUGGAAAGACCUAUGAGAUGUACAUGGGCAUUCCCGUAGGGGUUGCACCGACGGCAACUAAAAUUACCGAAAACAAAAAGGAAAUCCAGAAAGGUACAACUGGUAACUAUUACUGCGAUCGUUGCAAUAAAGUCUUUGCAUACAAGUACUACCGUGACAGACACCUCAAGUACACAAGAUGUGUUGAUCAAGGUGACCGUCGAUUCCCGUGCUCGUUGUGUGACAGAUCGUUCGACAAGCGUGACAGACUACGAAUUCACGUUCUUCACGUCCACGAAAAGCACAGACCUCACCAGUGCACGGUGUGUGACAAACGCUUCUCGCAGUCUUCCAGUCUCAAUAAACACAUGCGCGUACACAGUGGAGAGCGACCGUACAGAUGUCCUCACUGUGAGAAGGCAUUCACGGCGUCUUCUAUCCUGCGCACGCAUAUCAGACAACACAGUGGCGAGAAACCAUUCAAGUGCAAGCACUGUGGACGCGCAUUUGCUUCACACGCCGCGCAUGACAGCCACGUGCGUCGUACACAUACCAAAGAAAAGCCAUGUGUGUGUGAAUAUUGUGGAAAAGCCUUUGCGCAGUCAUACGAGCUGAAGUUUCACAUCAACAUGCAUACUGGAGCUAAACCAUACACGUGCGAGAAAUGUGGUCGGGGAUUCUCRAGCCCUUCGUCUCGUGAUCGUCACCGAGCGAACUUCGAUUGCACCACGAGGAAAAAUCGAGCUCCGAAGGUGAUGAGGAAAAGCAACCAGCUGAUUGGACAAACGACAAACACGAUCAUCAAACAGCAGAUUUCUGAAGAAUUGUAAAUUGAAUACAGACGCGUUUGCAGUCGUUACAUUGAUUUUCCUACUCGCAAUUGAUUUUGGGAAGGAGGAUUACGCAACGCUUAUUAUUUUUCUUCCCUUGAUCCCUUUUGCGCUCAGUUGAUUCUUCCCUUAAAUUAUAGAGAAGCGACUGGGAACCAUUCCGAAAUAAAUACAUCAUAUAAAUUUAUCACGCUUUCAAAAGCUGCAAAUUAUUCUCAUUUUCGUACUGUACGCAUGUCAAGCGAAAAUGUAUAAAACACUUCAAAUAGAAUUAAGAAGUACCAAAUAGAGGCUUCAGAAAUAACUCGAUCGAGGACGAGUUCAGAAAUAAUAUUGUCUAU